Messenger RNA from Dothidotthia symphoricarpi CBS 119687, 894 nucleotides. RefSeq names its product VAMP-associated protein. Gene Ontology annotation, biological process: endoplasmic reticulum membrane organization. The transcript has 6 exons. The record is from RefSeq and is a predicted model, not a curated record. Lineage: Eukaryota; Fungi; Ascomycota; Dothideomycetes; Pleosporales; Dothidotthiaceae. Gene Ontology annotation, cellular component: plasma membrane; endoplasmic reticulum membrane. Gene Ontology annotation, molecular function: FFAT motif binding. Bases 1 to 894 code for a protein of 297 amino acids.
AUGUCUGUCGAGCUCGACCCCGUAGAGCUGGGCUUCAAGCGCCCCUUCCAGCAAGAGGUGUCGCAGUCCCUCCGCCUGAUGAACCCGCACUCGGAUCCCAUCGCAUUCAAGGUCAAAACCACCGCGCCCAAGCAAUACUGCGUGAGGCCAAACAGCGGACGCAUCGAGCCUGGCCAGGAUGUCGAGGUGCAGAUCCUCCUCCAGGCCAUGAAAGAGGACCCACCGCCAGACGCAAAGUGCCGCGACAAGUUCCUCGUCCAGUCUGUUCUCGUCACCGCCGAUAAGGAAUUUACCAACGUUGGAUCAUUGUGGUCGCACAUCGAGCAGACGUCAAAGUCGUCCAUCCAAGAGAAGAAGAUUAGGGUCCUCUUCCUCCCCGCAGACGGCUCUGCGUCGACAGCAACCCCCGCCAGGGCAAAUGGCGCUAGCCGCGAAUCAUUGUUCCAGGCUUCCUCCCCAGAUGCUUUCACGCCUCAGCGCGGCUCAUCAGACCCUGUCGGACCAGUCUCCUACCACGAAGAGCGUCCAUCAGACGCCAAGAACCUGGGAGAGAUCAAGGAUGAGGUGUACAACCCUGCUACCGGCGGUACCCAGUCUGCCGUGGCUAGCGUGCAGUCAACCGUGGCUGCAGCGGCAGCGUCCGUCACGAACGCUAUCCCUGUGUCACAGGAGGACGUGCGGGCUCAGCUCGAGGACGCCAAAGCCACCAUCGCUCGUCUGACAAAGCAGGCCGGAGAGAGCUCAGGUCUUCGCCAACGAAAGGUAGAUCCCCUCGCCCAGGGGCAGACUGCGACUGCUGUGGAUACGCAAGUCGCGCCUGCGGGUGGAGUUUCGGUCCAGAUCACGGCCUUGUUGUGUCUGAUGAGCUUCCUUAUCGCCUACUUCCUUUUCUGA